Molecule: messenger RNA, 2643 nt
Organism: Cherax quadricarinatus
Lineage: Eukaryota; Metazoa; Arthropoda; Malacostraca; Decapoda; Parastacidae
Source: RefSeq, a predicted model, not a curated record
GGAUGCUGGUAACAGGUUUCUCGUAAAGGCAAAUGUAGUUCUAUUUCAGGCUCCCGGUCGGAGGUUUGCCGGCUAUCACCUUGAACCUCUCACAGUGAGGGGAGCAGGAGAGAGAGGGCAGGUUCACACAGUGCCCGGGAGCUGGAGCUGGCUGCCCCCUUCCAGGUCACUGUCGCUGACUUCUCGUGACCUGGGUUGACCUGUCACUAUGCAGCCCUCGGACAGUGACGAGGAUGUGGACACCCCUGACGCAGUGGGGUCUUCCCACAUUCCCCCCACCAUCUACGUCAUCAAGUUUCACCCCGGCACGGCGCGAGAGGCAGUGGAGUGGUUCAUAGAACGCAUCGAGGCCAAGAACAAAUACGGAGGUGCAGAACUGCUGGUGAGGUGUGAACCUCAGAAGCAAGGUCAGGGAGUGACGGCGCACGUCUCAGCCACCAAGAUAAAGUUACUGGAGAUCGCUGAAGCUACCGAGAUCCAGAAGAGGUCAGCUUCCGGCCUCGUCCAGGAGUUCAGUGUGCGUGACCUGGACCAGUUCCUGUACUCAGGUCAGACCCUGGACACCGUCCUCACCCCGGCUGAGAGAGAGUACUGUGUCAGACAUGAACUGGAUGCCAUCAGGGCUAAGCAGGAGGAGGGCCACGUCCCUGGAUACCCGGGUAUCAAGCUCUUCCCUGGACAGUCCCUUGUGGACGUGUACUUGGCUGAGGAGCUGAUUUUACAGAUGUUUCCACUCCACGACCGUCAAGUACUUGACAGCCUGGCUACCCAAUGGUACCGAGCCAUCUUCCAGACCGCCCCCUUCCAGGAGAUUCGGUCCUACUUCGGCGAGUCGGUGGCCAUGUACUUCAGCUUCCUGGGAUUCUACACUAUGGCGCUGGUGGUGCCAGCUGGCCUGGGUCUGGCACAGAUGGUACAUCCACCUGCAGCCAGUGUGAAGCACCGGUGGCGCGAGUUGGCAUACUCAUGGGGGACGCUAGGAACGACACAACCUGGAAACAGGCGCCCCAGACCAAACUCCGAGGUACUAUGCAACAAAACCCCAUUACUGGCCGUUAUGAACCUGGCUUACCCUGCUACUGAAGACCCAGGUUUCAAGAUGUACUUCAUAUCUGCGCCGCUGGUGGGUCUGUGUCUGGUGGGUUCACUGUGGAUGAUGGUGGGUGCGUUCUGGGCUGAAGAGCAACUGGUCGACUGGAAGAGACGUUAUGGUACCAUAGCUGGAGUCUUCAUCCACGUUCCUUCUGCUGUCUACGCUGCCAUAGUCUGGCUACUUAACUAUUACUACAAGAGGCUGGCUACCAGCCUCACCCAGUGGGAGAACCAUCGUACGCAGAGUGACUACGACUGGAAUCGAGUAAGCAAAUUAGUGGUCUUCGAGUUCGUGAAUAACUUUUGUUCUCUCUUCUACAUCGCCUUCUACAUCCAGGACAUGGACAUGUUGUGCUCGCAAGUGGCGACAAUGUUGAUCGUGACGCAAAUGAUCAAUCACUUCCAAGAAGCGCUCCUGCCUUACGUGGUCAAGAAGGCUUACACCCAGAUGGCUGAGAGGGUGGUGACGGAGCUGAGGAACCACCCACUCACUGAGAGGUUCUUCCUGGAGGUGGUUCGUCCGGUCCACUCGGCCCCUCUGGAAGAAGAGCCUGUCCCGGUCCUCUCGCUCGACUCCAAGGACCCGAGGAUCACCCAGGCCAAGGAGGAGGCUGACCUCGACCCCUACGAGGAUUGCUAUGACGACUACUUGGAGAUGUUCCUGCAGUUCGGCUACGUCUUCCUCUUCUCUUCGGUGUAUCCGAUGGCGGCCUUCUGGGCGGUCCUCAAUAAUAUUCUCGAACUGAAGACUGACGCCUUCAAGUUGUGUCGAGUGUACCAGCGACCCAGCGUCAAGAAGGUCGGCUCCAUCGGCGUGUGGCAGGGAGCCUUCGAGCUGCUCGGGUGUGUAGCGGUUAUCACCAACUGUGCUCUCCUCUGUAUGUCCCCUCGUGUUCGACCCCUUGCCCCUUCCACCUCCCCAGUCGAGUGGGUUCUUCUCUUCGUGUUGCUGGAGCACCUCAUCCUGGGUGCCAAGGUUGCACUUAUGUGGCUGGUACCAAACCAGCCCUACUGGGUACGUCAGGCUCUUGAGAAGAUCAACUACCAGUCGAAGCUCGCUCUCAGGAAUGAGCGGUGUAAGAAGACCCGGCGGCAUCUCUCAAGACGCUUCAGGAGUGUUCACGGUGUACCACGCUCCGGCUCACGUUCCAGAGGUACCACUCCCGUCGCUCAGAACGGGGGAGUCAGGCAUCGAACCCCUUCCAGAGACUACCGGGACUACUAGAUGGUAGGGGAGAACAAGCCUCGUCUAAGGACAACCGGGACUACUAGACGAGUGACCUACUACUACUACUACUAAUUCUGCUAGGCCAGUUCCCUGGCACUUCCAUUACUUACAUAACCUCUUAAAGCCCUCCAAGUGUUGCUGUUAGACUAGCCUCCUGCACCAGCUGCUUUGCCACCUGCUUCAGGAGCAUCAACUACCACUACGACUGCACAUGGCGUGUUGCCCACAAGCAUGAACACAAAGACAAGUUGCAGAACACGAUUUUACUGAUAAAGCUCUGAAUAUAACGAAACGUUGUCUCAUAUAUAAAAAUUUCUGCGCAA